Molecule: messenger RNA, 828 nt
Organism: Aspergillus nidulans FGSC A4
Lineage: Eukaryota; Fungi; Ascomycota; Eurotiomycetes; Eurotiales; Aspergillaceae
Exons: 1
Coding region: 1-828 (275 amino acids)
Source: RefSeq, a predicted model, not a curated record
AUGGGCAAAAAGCUCUCUGUUGUUCAAGGCGUUAAGUCAGAGAACUACACAACCCCAGGGAAUGCCGUUAAUGAGAUCUGGGUUGGAGACACCGAGCUCAUCUCCCGUCUCCCAUUUGGCUCCAGCGACAUGGAUCAAGCCAGCUGGCCGACGAACGGAGUGCCAAAGAUCCCCUGGCAUAACUUCAUCAUCCCUAUGAAACGAGACCUCGAGACCUUGGGCGCCUACAACUCCAACCUGCCUCUUGACUUCAGCGGCAUUGCUCGCGUCCCUCCAGAUCAACUGGUCUGCUGCAAUCAGCGCGGGUGCAUCACUGACCAACACUUCACCCAAACCGUCUUCACCGCGAAGCUCGUCAGUCAGGACUACUCACACCUCGACCGCGCUAUCCUCCUGACGUUUUGCGCUAUCAUCACACUGAACCUGUACAGAGGGGUGAGACGGGUAGUGACCGGUUCGUUGCGUUACAGCCAUCUAGUCCACGACUUUAUGGACGUGUGGUAUGCGGUCUCAUUCUCUGGGACUGCAACAAUGCUAAACAUAAUUGGCCUUGGAGCUGGAUGGUGGGCGAUCUCUGCUUGGUCGGGGGCUCAUGAGGCCUACCAAUUCAAGGCUGACGACUGGAAGCUCAUGGAAGAUUUGAUGAAGCUCGUUCUGUUUGUGCAGAUGUUGUUCAGUGUGUGCACUAUCAUCAUGGACUGGCUGGACGUUCUAAGGGUCCUUCGCAGGCGUAGCCGAAGGCGAAGUCAAAAUCAACCGCAGUGGAUUUUCAACGUUAGUGAAAACAGAAUGCCAAUGCCACAAAAGCCUCCUGCGGCUCUAGUCUGA